This is a messenger RNA of Myotis daubentonii (Daubenton's bat), 3048 nucleotides long. It is a transcript of the gene PIP4K2C, whose product is annotated as phosphatidylinositol-5-phosphate 4-kinase type 2 gamma. Gene Ontology annotation, cellular component: plasma membrane. Gene Ontology annotation, molecular function: 1-phosphatidylinositol-4-phosphate 5-kinase activity; 1-phosphatidylinositol-5-phosphate 4-kinase activity. The record is from RefSeq and is a predicted model, not a curated record. Gene Ontology annotation, biological process: phosphatidylinositol phosphate biosynthetic process. NCBI's taxonomy places the organism in Eukaryota, Metazoa, Chordata, Mammalia, Chiroptera, Vespertilionidae.
CGGUCACGUGACGGCGGCUCAGGUGAGCACCGCUUCCGGGGUCGGGAGCCCGAUCACGGCCGGCUCCGGGUUCCCCUGGGUCGGGUACGCGGGAGGCCAUGGCGUCCUCCUCGGCCCCGCCGGCCACCGUACCGGCGAGUACAGCGGCCCCCGGCCAGGGUUUCGGCUUCGCCUCCAAAACCAAGAAGAAGCAUUUCGUGCAGCAGAAGGUGAAGGUGUUCCGGGCGGCUGACCCGCUGGUGGGCGUGUUCCUGUGGGGCGUAGCCCACUCGAUCAAUGAGCUCAGCCAGGUGCCUCCCCCUGUGAUGCUGCUGCCAGAUGACUUUAAGGCCAGCUCCAAGAUCAAGGUCAACAAUCACCUUUUCCACAGGGAAAAUCUGCCCAGUCACUUCAAGUUCAAGGAGUAUUGUCCCCAGGUCUUCAGGAACCUCCGUGAUCGAUUUGGCAUUGAUGACCAGGAUUACUUGGUAUCUCUUACCCGAAGUCCCCCAAGUGAAAGUGAAGGCAGUGAUGGUCGCUUCCUUAUCUCCUAUGAUCGGACUCUGGUCAUCAAAGAAGUAUCCAGUGAGGACAUUGCUGACAUGCAUAGCAACCUCUCCAACUACCACCAGUACAUUGUGAAGUGCCAUGGUAACACGCUGCUGCCCCAGUUCCUGGGGAUGUACCGAGUGAGCGUGGACAAUGAAGACAGCUACAUGCUUGUGAUGCGCAACAUGUUUAGCCACCGUCUUCCUGUGCACAGGAAGUAUGACCUCAAGGGCUCCUUAGUGUCCCGGGAAGCCAGCGAUAAAGAAAAGGUUAAGGAAUUGCCUACCCUUAAGGAUAUUGACUUUCUCAACAAGAACCAGAAAGUUUAUAUUGGUGAAGAAGAGAAGAAAAUAUUUCUAGAGAAGCUAAAGAGAGAUGUGGAGUUCCUAGUGCAGCUGAAGAUCAUGGACUACAGCCUUCUGUUGGGCAUACAUGACAUAAUUCGUGGCUCUGAACCAGAGGAGGAGGGGCCUGUGCGGGAGGUGGAGUCAGAGGGGGAUGGGGACUGUGGCCUGACUGGACCUCCUGCUCUGGUGGGCUCCUAUGGCACCUCCCCUGAGGGUAUUGGCAGCUACAUGCUUUCUCAUCGGCCCCUGGGCCCUGGAGAGUUUGAAUCCUUCAUUGAUGUCUACGCCAUCCGGAGUGCUGAAGGGGCCCCCCAGAAGGAGGUGUAUUUCAUGGGCCUCAUUGACAUCCUGACGCAGUAUGAUGCCAAGAAGAAAGCAGCUCAUGCAGCCAAAACUGUCAAGCAUGGGGCUGGGGCAGAGAUCUCUACCGUCCAUCCUGAGCAGUAUGCUAAGCGAUUCCUGGAUUUUAUUACCAACAUCUUUGCCUAAGAGAUUUCGUGGUCACUGCUACUUUAUGUUCAAGGUGGUGGGGUUCUGAGAGCCUUGGGGGAAUUGUGGAGAUUCUGGUCACUACUUCUCUUCCUCUGCUAAAUUCAGGCUGCAGGCUCCUUCCUUCCAAAUAACUCCAUCUUAUUGGUAGGCUCUUCCUGGCCCUCAGAAGUACAUCAUCUUCUCUCCCCUUUGUCCAGUUUUCUUCCCUCUCUUUCUCCCCUUCAACAUGUCUGCUUGCUUCAUUAGAGUGUUACUGUUGAUUCUCUCCCAAGUGCCUGGAUUUUUGUAAAAUGUUCUGUUGUUUCUAUAAAAGUAGAAGAAUCUGGCGGGAGGGGGUUGUUUGCUGUCUUCAGGACCUGACUGGCCAGAUGGAACUGGCUCAAGCAACUACUCUGGAUGCACUUUGUUCUGUGGGAUGAACACUAAGUGACUGAAUUUUGCUGAUAACUUUAUAGAACUCACUGGGGCAUACCUGCUUCCUGGUAGGCCCUGAGAUGAAAGACUUUCAAGAUACUACAGAUGUGGGUGCAGGCAUGCACACAUGAUGAGAUAUGGCCAAUCUUACACACACAGGUGGGGUGGAGAGUGGUCAGCAGGCUGGCACCUCAUGGAGGUGGGAACUAAGAGGACUCUUGUGAUUGAUUAUGCAGAAAACUGGAGAAAGUCUCUGUCAAGGAUGGACUACUCUCUCCAAUCUUCCCUCACCCCACUUCCAUCCUCACCUCUGUACUUCUGGACACAGGAGCCCAGAGAUGGAUGGCCACAGUGUUUAAGGCUAGGUGAAGGAGUUGACUGCUCUGCUCCUCCUCAAGACCACACACUCCUUCUGGCUCUGGAACCCUUCAGUGGAGGAGUGACAGUUUUGUAGGCUGGGAUGAUAGGCCAAGGGUCUAAGGUUCAUUCCCCAUGUUAAAUUUCUUUUCUUCAUGCCUACCCAUCCCUGAGGUUUUAUUCCCAGGAGAAGGUAAUGUCUCUACCUGGGUCAACCCUGGACAUUUCAAGAGAAUGGAGGUCUCAAGUAUAGGAACCUCUACCCACUGGAGGUGUGUGCCUAGCAUGCUUCCUCCCCCCACUCCUUCUCAAACCCCUUUUCCAGUUGGAUUUGUUAUUCUGUCCUCUUCUACCCCAUCUUAUUGCUACUGUGUCUCCCAGUCAUCUUCACUCUCUAUUCCUAUAGAGAAAUCAGAGCUGUAACUCGAUCACCUAGCCCCCUCCGAAGAUAGUGGUGUGGAUGCAUGAUAUUCUCAGAAUAUAGAGGAUCCUGAUGAGCCCAGAUAGUGUCCUCCCCACCCUCCAAUGCAUUUGGGGCAAAGGCAGCCAUUCUUCUUGCUAUCCUCCAUACCCCUUGAGGCUUCUACAUUUUAAAAAAAUAUAAAGAUGGAUACCAGCAACUGCCUGUGGGGAUGCAAAGAUUCUUUGCUCUGUAUCUGGCUGGACUGAUCUGUCUCAAGAAGUCAUGAGAUCGUAAAGAAGAAUUCCUGCCCUGGUUGAUGUGGCUCCGUUGGUUGAUGCGUCAUCCCAUACACCACAAGGUUGUGGGUUUGAUUCCCAGUGAGGGUACAUACCCAGGUUGUGGGUUCGAUCCCUGGUCAGGAUGCAUAUGGAAGGCAACAGAUCAUAGUUUCUUUCUCCCUUUCCCUUUCUCUAAAAUAAAAGAAUAAAAGUAAAAACAACAAAAAAA